CUGCUGCUUCUCUAUAUAUAUCUCUUUGACAAUCUCCUUGCCGCUCUGUCUCUCUCUCUCUCUCUCAAAUGCCAUAUUUCUUUUCCGCUUCUCUGUCUUUUCAUUCCCUGUACAACCUUCUCUCUCUCUCUCUCUCUCUCUGAAAUCAUAAACCAUGCUUCUUAGGAGCUCCUCCGCACCUAUCUUGAAGUCAUGGGUACCCCACUCCAAGGAUUCAUCCCCCGAGGCCGACGCGCUUCCAAGGACCAGAUCAGUUUCUUUCUCAAAAUCUUUUAAUCGUUAUCCCAUUGAAGACUCAACGAAGAAGGUGACCCAAAUCUUGACUGAAACGGACUUUCAAGCUCCACCAAAGCCCAGAAAGAAGAAUCCCGUAUCUCACUCCCCUAAAAAACAACAAAAAAUUACAAUCAAGGGCGAAGAAGAAGAACAAGAGCAAAAACGCAAUUUUUUACCUUCAUUAUAUUCGAUUCAGAGGCUCUUUUCAAGCUCUGGGUUGGGUGAUACGGUGGUGGACGAUGAGGAACGUGCUGUGGAGAAGAAAGAUAGUUUGUUGCAGACUCUGGUGGUGGGUGGUGGAGGUGGGAGCGAUGGUGGUCGGGUUUGUGGCGGUGGUGGGAGAGGAUCAGACGGUGGAGACGGAGGUGAUCAUGAUGGGUCAGGGUCUUUUGAAAGUAAUAAUCAUGGGAGUGAAAACACAGACGCUUAUUACCAGAAGAUGAUCGAAGCAAACCCAGGCAAUGCGCUCUUGCUUGGAAACUAUGCAAAGUUUUUGAAAGAGGUUCGCGGAGAUUUCGCUAGAGCAGAAGAGUAUUGUGGAAGGGCCAUUUUGGCUAACCCAAGUGAUGGGAAUGUUUUAUCUCUCUAUGCCGAUUUGAUAUGGCAAUCAAAGAAGGAUGCUGAUCGAGCCGAGAGUUAUUAUCAUCAAGCUGUCAAAACCGCCCCAGACGAUUGUUAUGUCUUAGCUUCAUAUGCUCGAUUUCUUUGGGAUGCCGAAGAAGAGGAUGAUCAAGAGGAACAACAUGAACGUGGCCACAACCUUGCAACCCUGCCAAAUCUCUUCCAAGGAGCUUCUCACCAUUCUCCUUUUACUGCAGCCUCUUAAUCUCAAAUCUUCAGCUCUCUUUCUCUUUCUCUUUCUCUCUCUCUCCCCUGUGAGAUAGCUCAAGUAACGUAGUAGACAAUAAAUACCGUACCCCCUUUUCUGUAAAUUUGGGUAAGAAGUCCCGACCGUAAAUUUUCAUCAGCUGGAGAAAUUUUUUGUACGUUUGUUGAGGAAAUAUAUAUAUAUAUAUAUAUAUAUAUAUCUACUA
Molecule: messenger RNA, 1310 nt
Organism: Juglans regia (Persian walnut)
Lineage: Eukaryota; Viridiplantae; Streptophyta; Magnoliopsida; Fagales; Juglandaceae
Exons: 3
Coding region: 155-1102 (315 amino acids)
Molecular function (GO): protein binding
Source: RefSeq, a predicted model, not a curated record